AUGUCGGGUCUCAACGAGCCACAGACCUUCCUCGCCAAGUACACCUUGUACAAGCGAGCCACCGAAUACAUUGCAGGAUGGAUUGCCGAAACCGCCGCGUCCAUCGGCUUCGAAGUCAAAACGAAAGAACAAAAACAGACAAAGUCGAAAUCGAAGUCGAAAAAGGGCGCGGGCAGGAAAGGCAACCAGAAUGCGAAUGGUGGAGGUGGUGGCACAGUAUACCAACUCGGAGUAUCGGACUUUGUACCCAUGGCAGAAGCGAUAGCUAAAGCUGGAGAAGAAGCAGAGUCUGAGAUUAUGGUCCCUGUUGCUUUAUGCAGGCACUUCAGUCGCGCCAUUCAGACACGUCGGAAGGUCUCGCAAUGGUACAAGGCGAAAGUCAACCCGGAUACAAACAGUGACCUGCGGCACGAAUAUUUCAUCAAGGUUCUCGAGGACACCUUCGCAUCCCUCAAGCCAUUCCUCGGGUCGGGCGGACCAGAAAUCGCACGCAACAAUGGUUCCGCUACUAAUGUGGCUGACUUAUCUUCACGCAAUCGCUUCGCGGGGCUGACCGUCGAUGAGCUCGUGGCACUAGCCGACGAGGAAGAUAUUGCCGAAGAUACACUCCCUGACGUAUCUAAUGUCACGCUCGAGGAAGCUGAGGAAGACAAAGAGGACGACUUCUGGAUUGCUGUUGCGCUUAUGCUACAGGAGCAACAGGACAUGAGGGAGGUGGUCCGUGACAACUGGCAGAAAUACAAGAGCGGCAAAGUCGACUUGAUUGUGGCAGCCAUGACCACGGAUACGGCUAUUAAGCUUGCUCAAAGUGCGGAGGCGAAGUUCGACUUGCUAGUAACACGACCGAAGAAAUAUCCAGUCACCGAGUAUCCGGUCUGGACGCUCCCCGCCGUUCUUUUCUACAACAACCACGAGGAUAUGCACAAGUGGUCUCUCGCGGAGAUUGCAAAGCCUUCCACCAGGCUUGGCGUUACAGCGGACGCCCAGAGUGAAGCACAUUUCGACUUCUGGCCGGUCUUCGCUGGCUUGAAGUUCUACCUCCACAAGCACAUGACAAAAAAGAACUCGAUUCCGCAAGUGAUGCCGAAGGACUUCGGCGAUGCCAACAUUCACAAUCGAACAUUCAGAGCAAUCGAACUUGCCCAAAUCAUGCGGAUCGUCGCCAAAGCAGCCAAACGCCCACCACUGCUGGAUAUGGUUUCCAAAGGUCUAUUGGACAUGUUUACCGAGCACAAGAUCCCAAUGUGGCUUACAUAUGGCGUCCAGCUUCAUUUCGACUCGCAAGACAUCAUGGGCGAGAUGACCAACCGACCGCAUUUUGAACUUCAGGUCUACCUGAACCAUCUAAUGGGAGUAGAACAGGCCAUUACGAAUAACUGGGAGGAUCCGAUGAUGCCAGACAAUAUCCAAGAUGAAUGUUACAAACCUUUCAGAGAAGCAUACAACGACAUCAGUCCCUGGGCCAACCAUGACGGAUUUGCCGAACAAUGGCAACAGCUUGCGCAAGAUCCAAAGGUCAAUGGACACCCCAUCUUCGGGAUGAUGAAGAAAAAAGCGUUCUACAUAUAUAAACACCAUCCUUUGCUCAACGGCAUGUUGAAGUACCACUUUCUCGUUCACUGGCACGCGGCUGGCCUGUCACACGAAGCAACUUCAUGUUCUCUUCUUUUCAUGGCUCAUGUUUAUAUGGGGACACAGCUGAGAAGCCCUUCCGACCCAGUGUGGCCCGACAUGGAGUUCAUGCUCUUCAGCCAGGAUCCCCGAUACGUGUUGAUCAAGAGACCACCCGAGUCGCCCGAGGAAGCACGGACUCUCUUCGAUCUUGCUACUGGCCAGCCCACGCUCAAGCAGGUGCAAUCAUAUACCUUUGAUCGUCUGGACCUUAGCCGUGGAGAUCUAGGCCGGCCUAGAUAUGAUCCCACUAACAAGUCUCGACUGUUCAGAGAUGCAACCGUGUUUGGAGAGACUGUCUACUUGCCGCGCGGUGCUAGUGGCUGUUGGAUCAAGAAGAUACCCGGUGGAGCCUUCAAUGGGAGAAUCGACACCAUUACUACGGCACUUCUCGAAGCUUCUGCUCCUGAUGCAACCCGUGGCCGUCUCGCGCGCGCGAUGCAAGCUUCUCAAGAGCAGCAGGGACUAAAACUGGAGCCUAUUAACGGCAGAGACGGACUCACAUCUGUUGCUAUUCUGGAACAUUUUGCUUUCUGGCUGCAGGCUGACUUGCCAGAUCUUUAUUUCAACGGAACGUUGAUGCAGCGGCAAUGCUCGGAUACGUGGAAAGCCAUCUACGCAGCGCUCGAGAACGACCCAGCUUGGGAUCCGUCUUUCUCAGAAACCGGACGAUCGCCGCAACAUGCAGCGAAUACCAUCAUUACUACGUCCCUAAUCGAAGGGAAAUAUCCUCGAUUCAUGGACAUAGCGCGCAGAGCGAUGCGCAAUCAUCUACGGCAACAGGAAGAAAACUAUGAGUGCGCGCAAAGCGAGGUAUGCUUGAAGGAUUUGACGAAGUACCACAAAGGAGCCGCCAGGCUCUUUACGGAUGAUGGACCUUUGAAUGUGGACAACUUAUACAAAGGUUGGUCGCAGGAGCACAGACAACAGAGGAAGCAUAAUUUUGCGGCCGCUGCCGCACAGGCCGAGGUCACAGCUGGGAAUGCCGAUUUGCAAGAGAUGUUCCAAGCACGGGCGAUGCAAGCCAUGAGUUCGAUGAUUACGGGCGGCGCGGCCGACCAGUUCACGGGUACCUAUGCGCUUACCGCUGCUGAAGGGAGUUACAUCCAUGUUGCUACCAAAGGUGCAAACAAGGCCGACUCCUUUCCCGAGCAGACGUGGCCGAUAGCAGGCGGUAACUUCAAGGCUCUCGUUAUGCUCUCGCCAGGGCAGAACGUCCUGGAAUUUGCCUACGUCUGCAAUGACUGCCUUGAACACAUCAUCGAGCUAAACGUCAACUACAUCCCGCUCUUGCAGUACCCGCCUCUUCACCUCGCUAUCAUGGUCGCCGCAGACUCGCCAUGUAUCAUCGACUGUCCUCCUUCAAAGGCUGCGGGGAUUUCUUCGGCGCACUCAGACCUUGAUGCAGCUAUCGCCAAGCUGCGCAUGGCGGCUUACAUGUGGCAAGCUAUGACCGCGGAAGACUUGAGGCUGCAAGGUGCUGGGCGUCGAUCGUUCAGGCUGGAUGAGGAGUGGACCGCGGACACGAUUAGUCGCGACUUCCUCAAUGCGCGCGCUGAAGAGACUCUCGACAGUGAAGGUGCCAUGCGAUCGACUGCCAAGGUCAACAUUAUUCGCUCUUCCAGGACUGUCAAGGAAAUUCGCAACAAAGAGGUCGCACAACAAAACCCUACUGCACGUCGUGACAAUGACUUGUUCGACUGGUUUUUGGAUGCGCUCAAGGAGCAAGGAGGUCCUUUCGCUUCCAAUGCCCGACCCAUCGUUGCUGGGUUGAUCUUGGACUCACACUACAGUAUCUCGCAGAAGCUGAUUCUCGGACACGCAGCUCUUGGUUGCUAUAACCCUGACGGAAUCUCACUGGGUAUGUUCGGUAGCCACCUGACCUACUCCUGGCCACGCUUCUUGGAAGAAGUCACAAGCUGUCUCACAGACGUCCGUGCACCUGGAGACAAAGUAGGCAAUGACAACGGCCAGUGCGACACCAUGUGGGAAGCAUGCGCCAUCGGCCAAGGCGCUUUCCUCCAUGAAAUCGGUCACGCAUUCGGAUCGCCUCAUCGCUCUGGCAUCAUGGAGCGUGGAUAUGCGCAAGACUGGCCCAAGAACUUCCUCCCCAAGACCGCGUACUCUGGCCACCUCAAAUCAGAAGGCGCACUUGUAGACCCUCACAACACUCCUAACAAUGCUCGUUGGAACCUAGCUGAUGCGCUCUCCUUCCGCAUGCUGCCCCACUUCCGCCUGCCCAUCGACCCCACAAUCAGCAACGAAGAACGACAUGCUUCACCCGAGGCCCACGCUGAGCACACCGACGAUGAAGGCCCGACGAAACUCGUCAUCAGCUCAAGCAGCGGCAUCGUACGCUUUACUUUCAACCGUACAGAGACAUCCCAGCCCCUCGGCUGGACUCGCAACGCCCCGAAGCGCAUUGAGUAUACGGAAUCUUCUCUCGAAGAGCGUUUCGACCGAUCCCAAGCCCUCCAUCUCAAUAUCCUCGCCUAUAAUGGAAAGGAAACCAACAUCGGCAAUGUUUGGAAACUCCUCGCCAGCAGAUCAUACAUCCGCAUCCCAGGCUCCGAGAUCCGACUCGCCAAGCGCCUAGCCUUCCCCGAUGAGUCCGAUACUCGUCGGUACGAAUGGGCGCAGCUCCUUCAUGAGAAGGGCAAGGACGGAAACCUGCACCGCGCCGUUUCUAUCGAUCUAAGGGUCGGAUGUCUAUGGGAUGGCGGCGUGGUGAAGUAUGCAGAUGGCCACACGAGCCACUGGGGACCUAUGCGUACCUACAACCGCAAGCACCAGUUCGGUGGUCAUGCGUCCGAGAAGAUACGUCUUCCCGAGGGGGUGGAGAUUAGUUCCGUCGAAGUCGUCCCUAGGGAUGGUGUCAGGCUACAUCUUAGCGACGGUACCAGCGCGGGCGAGCUCAACGCGAGGCGUGACUCGGACAUUGUGAGGCUGACACCCAGCCCUGAUGAGAUUGUUGUGGGGUUCUUUGGCAAGAGUGGGAGGGGAGGUUUCUGCGGCGUCGAGGAGUUCGGAAUCAUCACUGUGAAGAGAGAUGUCGGGAUUGCGGGGUUGCCGGAUAGUGUGUGGGAUUUGGAUGAGUUGAAGAACACGAGUGGAAUGGAUGGUGAUGAGGACGAUGGAGAGGACGAAGAUCGAUACGACGACGAGGAUGAGGACGAAGACGAAGAGAUGGACUACGAAGAUGACGAGUGA
Molecule: messenger RNA, 4881 nt
Organism: Alternaria triticimaculans
Lineage: Eukaryota; Fungi; Ascomycota; Dothideomycetes; Pleosporales; Pleosporaceae
Exons: 2
Coding region: 1-4881 (1626 amino acids)
Cellular component (GO): cytoplasm
Source: RefSeq, a predicted model, not a curated record